AUGAACGGCGGCUACUAUCGAAACUCGCCAUACUAUCAAGACCCGAAUGCUAGUUUCGAUCCGUUCGCAUCUCCUCAGCCUCACCCGCCACAUAGCAACUACUAUAGGAAUCAGAUAGAUCCUCAGUCGGUAGAUGUAUUUGCUGAAGCUCCAAGAAGAAGAUCUAGUGGUGAAUCUAACUCUAUUAGUAGAGCGAUACGCAAUGCUUUGGAUCCUGAGUAUUAUGUACAACCAUCUAUGGAUGUUCUGGCAUCCAACAGUUACGACGAUUCAUCCAUUCUGGCAGCAGUUUCAUCUACUCAUUCGUCGCAAGAAGCGGGAAGUUCACAGCCGGAAGUAACUUCCACGUCUCAAAAACACAAGUUGAAGAAGCCAAAACCUAAAUCAGAAAAUAAUGGAUUUGCAUCCAUCUUCAAUACAUUAUCUUCAAAAACUAAAACCCAUGAUGAUGGUCCGUUAUUGCAAGAAGACUUUUUAUCACCAGACAACAUCAAACGCUACCGCCUCGAACAACGCAAACAACGACCGAAACAAGUUCGAAUGGAUGAUUUCCUGUUUAAAGCGCGAAGAGUUGAUAAAGGAGCCAGAGAAUUCGGACUGCACACCACUCACGAACCAAAAAGAGGCAGUAAAAAAAAGAGGGAUUCGAUUGAAAUGCUAGAAGUAAAAAAAGCGGAUUACGAAAGGGUGAAACAGAAGAAGAGAGACGAAGUGAUCGAGAAAAGGAAAGCGGAAGUGGAUGAACUGGAUCUGUCAUUAGCGUUUGGAACACCAAGUCCAGUGAGAAGCUGUCGCAAUGUAUCAAAAAUAACCAAAUUCUUCGAAAAAGACGCUGCGAGACCUUCAUUUCAAUCUCCAAAAAGAUCGAGCAAUUCGGAAUCAUAUGCAAGCGAUAGUUUUUUAAAUGACACAUAUUCUACGCCAAUAAAGGAAACUGUCCCUGAAACCUAUUCAACGCCAACGUCUUCUAAAAUCAGAAAGUGCUCGGAGCGAACCACAUUUUUCGAUAAAGGACCUUCUACUUCUUCAGCUGCACUUUUCCAAUCCCCAGCGAGAAAAAUCACAAUCAACGAUCCGAAUUCGUACUACUCCAGCGAAACGGUCCUAGACGACACUUUAUGCUCAACUCCAAAUAGAUCUUCACUUGUGGAAACAGUUCCUUUUCCUUCUUCAAGUCCUGCUAGAUCGCAAAUGACACCGAAGAGAGUACAUCCUGGUGGAAGAUCCAUCAUUGAACUGGUCAAGCCGAAUCCGAUAAAAAGGAAAGACUCUUCAAAAAAGCAAGAUAUAAGACGAGAGCCAUUGAUGCAAGUGAAACGACAGAAAUGCUCCAGCAGUAGCAGAAAGCCAGAGUUUGAUUAUCCAUCCUCUCCUAUCACUUUGACUGAUGAUGAAGACAUCAAAGUGAAACAAGAACCACCACCACAUCGACAUGCACUGCGACAGGAGCAGCAGAAGCGACAGGAAUUCGGACAACAUGUUUCAGCACGAGAAGAAAUGAUGAGACAACUCGUAGAUCAAAAGUUCAAAGAUGAGCGAGAAAAUGGAGGAAUCGAAGCAAGAAGGGCAGAAUUGAAAGAUGGAGACGUAAUUAGGAACAAGGAAAUGAGAAAGAAUCUGAUGCACGGAGCAGCUUGCAAGUGUUGUCGAGGAUAUUACGAUGGAUUAGAUAUGGACGAGCGCGAGAAGAAAGAUUAUAUUGAUAAGGUUUUUUUCGUCUGGAAGACGUCUGAUAAAGUUCAUGAUUCCAUUCAGAUUAGUCGUCAUCGAUAUGUUCAUCAACCUCUUCCGGACACUCCUGAACGAUAUUGGGAUUUGACUUUAGGUCCUCGAGAAGAAGAUUCUGUACCAGUGAUGACCCAAGAGAGAAGAUGGGAAUCAUCCGGGAGAAGGAAGGAGCCCCCUGGAAUCACUAAUUGGAACUAA
Caenorhabditis briggsae is the source of this 1926-nucleotide messenger RNA. RefSeq names its product Protein CBR-COM-1 (gene Cbr-com-1). NCBI's taxonomy places the organism in Eukaryota, Metazoa, Nematoda, Chromadorea, Rhabditida, Rhabditidae. The record is from RefSeq and is a predicted model, not a curated record. The transcript is spliced from 5 exons. Gene Ontology annotation, cellular component: site of double-strand break. The coding region runs from base 1 to 1926 and encodes 641 amino acids. Gene Ontology annotation, biological process: double-strand break repair via homologous recombination; DNA double-strand break processing involved in repair via single-strand annealing. Gene Ontology annotation, molecular function: single-stranded DNA binding; flap-structured DNA binding; double-stranded DNA binding.